GGCUCAGCUAGCUGCAGAGAGAGGUGCAAGGGCCUCCGGCUCGGCCAGCAUUUCUCGUGCUGGCGGUGGGCAGCAUCAUGCCGAAGAUGAGGCCUGACUUUCUGAUCCAGAAGCGUAUUCAAGCGGACAAUCAGUAUGCGGCAGCAGCGGAUUACGCGUCCAAGAUGGCCGCGGUGUCCCAGGUCACCCACUGGUUUGAGGGCAAGCAGAAGUUCGACUUUGCGGAGACCGAGAAGCGAAGCUCCGAGUUCAUCAAGCAGGAGAUGGAAGCUUGCAAUGAGGAGCUGAAGAUCAGGAGACGAACUAGACUCCGGGUCCUCUAUGAGACAGAGGCGAAAGCCUACGAGGCAGAGCUGGCCUCUCUUGGCCUCGCAGUGCAGCGGCAAGUGAACUGAGCUCCCGCUGGUUUCACUGUGGCUUCCCUUCUCAGAAGGGUGGCCUAUGCAAGAUGGGCCUAGGUCUGCGAAAGGCUGAAAAGGCAUGCAGCUCACUUUGGUCCCU
Effrenium voratum is the source of this 501-nucleotide messenger RNA. The record is from the annotation of a GenBank genome assembly. NCBI's taxonomy places the organism in Eukaryota, Dinophyceae, Suessiales, Symbiodiniaceae.